Encephalitozoon romaleae SJ-2008 is the source of this 1536-nucleotide messenger RNA. Its product is annotated as T complex protein 1 subunit eta. Gene Ontology annotation, cellular component: chaperonin-containing T-complex. Gene Ontology annotation, molecular function: ATP hydrolysis activity; ATP binding; ATP-dependent protein folding chaperone. NCBI's taxonomy places the organism in Eukaryota, Fungi, Microsporidia, Unikaryonidae. The coding region runs from base 1 to 1536 and encodes 511 amino acids. The transcript has a single exon. Gene Ontology annotation, biological process: protein folding. The record is from RefSeq and is a predicted model, not a curated record.
AUGAAUCAGCUUUUUGUACAGACAGAGAAGGUAGCAGAUCCCCGGGAGGGAAAGCUUCAGGUAGUAUCGAACAUAGACGUAUGCAUCAAAAUAGCCGAGUUUCUAGAAAGUACCUUAGGGCCUUACGGGAUGGAUAAGCUGUUUGCAGGGAAGGAGAUUGUGGUAACCAAUGAUGGGGCAACGAUACUCAAGCAUAUGAAAGUAAAGCAUCCUGUGGGAAAGCUUCUAGUGGGUAUAUCUGAAUCCCAGGAUAGUGAGGUUGGGGAUGGAACAACCAGUGUUGUGGUUCUAACUGCAGAAAUAUUGAACUGUUUGAAAUCGCUCAUCAAAGACAGCUUUGACCUUGAAUCCAUUAGGGAGUGCCUUUCUGAGCUUAGGGCUGCAUGCAUUGAGCAUGUGGAGAAGAUGAGUGUGGAGGUUGACGACGAAAUGCUCUACAAGCUGGCAGAGACCUGUGUUACUUCCAAGAAUAUAAGACAUGAAAAGAAGCACUUUUCACGAAUGGUGGUUGAUGCAGUGAGACAAUCGAGGGUAGAUGAUAUGGAGUCCAUUGGAAUAAAAAAGGUCCAAGGAGGAAGCAUCGGGGAUUCCAUUGCCGUGAAUGGGGUUGCAUUUGAGAAAUGCUUUACUUAUGCAGGAUAUGAGCAACAGCCGAAAAGGAUUUCAAAUCCAAAGAUUCUAUGUUUGAAUGUGGAGCUUGAGUGGAAAAGCGAACGUGAUAAUGCUGAGAUGAGGGUUGGAGGAGUUGAGGAGUAUCAGAAAGUUGUUAAUGCUGAGUGGACCAUUAUCAGCAGGAAGCUGGACGAGAUAAUAGACAGCGGGGCAAAUGUGGUUUUGAGCUCUCUAUCUAUAGGAGACUAUGCUACACAGUACUUUGCAAAGCAUGGGAUAUUCUGUGCCGGAAGGGUUUCGAAGGAAGAUCUUGGUAGGGUUGUUGGGUCAUGUGGAGGAAGAAUACUUGGGUCUACAGACUACUUGGAAGACAGCUUGGGAUCAUGUGAACUCUUUGAGGAAAGACAGUUAGGAAAGCUUAGGUACAACUAUUUUGAAGGAGGAGGAAUGAAUGCAUGCACAAUAAUACUCCGAGGGCCUGGACAGGAGGUUCUUGAAGAGAUUGGAAGGGCUGUCCAUGAUGCAAUAUGUGUUGUCAGAACAGCCCUAAAGACUAGGAGAGCUGUCAGUGGAGGAGGAUCUGUUGAAAUGGAGCUGUCCAAGAUGAUUAGAGAGAAGUCGAUGGAAUAUGGGAAUAAGAAAGUAUUUGUUGCAAAAGCCGUGGGACAAGCAUUUGAGAAGAUUCCUCUUCUUCUAGCUAAGAACUUUGGAUUUGAUACUAUCAGCAUAAUUCAGGACCUCCGGAAGAAGCAUGCCAACGGGUCUGUCUAUCAAGGAGUUAGCAUUGAAGGAGUUCGGGAUAUGCGGGAUCUUGGGAUAUACGAGCCUCUUGAGGUCAAGAAAAAUAUGAUCAAGGCAUCUUUCAAUGGAGCAGCCUCGAUCAUCAUGAUUGAUUCGACUAUAAUGGCCGAGAGGAGUCAAUAA